AUCCUUUCAACAACGCAACAAAAGAAGUUGCAUGAGUGGAGCGCAUGAGUUGUUCUGUGCCACAGAAAUGUCUCUUAAGCAAGAGCUCCCAAGCUCUUCUUUCCCCCCUAUUCUCUCGCCUAACAACUGAACACAGGUAUUUUUUACAAGAACAAAGGGAUUCAGCUUGUCUGCACCAAUUAGCAGAAAUGCUGAGGCUGAAUGUAUACUGUUCUAUAGCUGCAAGCGCAAGGCAGUUCAGGACAGGACGCAUCAGCUGUGGUUCAUGGGUCAUUUGGCAUCAAGGAGCUCAGAGAGUGCCUCGUGCCGUUGCCGUCAAGGCUUCAUUGAAAGACAAGACAGAAGGGGGCAGUGGCGGAUUUCUUGGACGGAGCUGGGACCCUGGACAGGAAAUUGAGGUUCCUUUCGAACAAAGGCCGGUGAAUGAGUACUCCUCCCUGAGAAAUGGACCAUUAUAUUCAUGGGGUGAACUGACUCCAGGAAACUUUUUCCUCCGCCUUGGAGGCCUCUGGUUGACAGCUUUCACAGUCUUGGGAGUGCCAAUUGCUGCUGCAAGUUUUAAUCCUUCAAUGGAUCCUCUCAGAUGUUUCCUGGCUGCAGGGACAGGAACUCUUUUUCUAGUGUCACUAAUUAUCUUGAGAAUUUACAUGGGAUGGAGUUAUGUUGGUGAUAGACUUUUAUCAGCAGUGAUACCUUAUGAAGAAAGUGGAUGGUAUGAUGGGCAAAUGUGGGUAAAGCCUCCCAAGGUCCUAGCCCGUGAUAGACUGUUGGGGUCUUAUAAGGUUAAGCCAGUUAUCAAAUUGCUUAAACAAACCCUAGUCGGAACAGGGGCAUUACUUGUUACAGCAGUUACGCUAUUUAUCUUCGCCACACCAGUGGAGGACUUCCUUCACAACACUUUCUCUGGAAAAGAUAAUUUGUCUACUUCAAACAUCAGCACAAAUUCCAAUAUAAGAAAAGAGGAGUUGCUAAAAUUGCCGGAGGAGGUGAUGACUGAUGAUGAUCUAGCAGCAGCUGCUGCUAAGGCUGCUGAUGGAAGGCCAGUCUACUGCAGAGAUAGGUUUUAUCGCGCAUUAGCAGGGGGGCAGUACUGCAAAUGGGAAGAUCUACUUAAGUAAUGAAAGGAAAUGAGGGAGAAAAAGAGCAGGGAUCAUUUUGACUUUUGAACUAUGAACUAUGAGCAUCUUUGUAAUUGAUCUCAUUGUUUUGGAGAAACCAUCAAAAUUGUUCAAAGUAUCAAAA
Malania oleifera is the source of this 1242-nucleotide messenger RNA. RefSeq names its product protein CONSERVED IN THE GREEN LINEAGE AND DIATOMS 27, chloroplastic. The transcript is spliced from 7 exons. The record is from RefSeq and is a predicted model, not a curated record. Lineage: Eukaryota; Viridiplantae; Streptophyta; Magnoliopsida; Santalales; Ximeniaceae. The coding region runs from base 45 to 1118 and encodes 357 amino acids.